Messenger RNA from Gilbertella persicaria, 1552 nucleotides. Its product is annotated as armadillo-type protein. The transcript is spliced from 11 exons. The record is from RefSeq and is a predicted model, not a curated record. The coding region runs from base 49 to 1458 and encodes 469 amino acids. Gene Ontology annotation, cellular component: fungal-type vacuole membrane; vacuolar proton-transporting V-type ATPase, V1 domain. NCBI's taxonomy places the organism in Eukaryota, Fungi, Mucoromycota, Mucoromycetes, Mucorales, Choanephoraceae. Gene Ontology annotation, biological process: proton transmembrane transport. Gene Ontology annotation, molecular function: proton-transporting ATPase activity, rotational mechanism.
CCCACCUCCUUUUUUUUCCGGCCUUUUUUCUUUCGUUAAUACACAAACAUGUUGGCUGUAGACGAUAGUGAUGUCCUUGUUCAAACUUCAGUUCUUGUUGAUUCCGAAGCACAAGUGUUUGCAAGAAACGAACUUAUUGAAGAAAUAAGGACGACUAUUAUAUCUCACCCUUAUUUGGAUGAUAUGCUAAAUAAAAUCAGAGAUACCGCAAUACCAUGGGAGGAUUACAAGAAUGUAGGAUUAAUUACAGCAGAUGAAGUUGCUAUGAUUCAACAUGUAGAAAAUAAAACAACGAAAGAACUUGUACCUAUUAUGACCGAGCAUGGUUUGUAUUACGCUGCCUUGUACCUGGAAUUAAUGCAAAAGUUGGCAAGAGUGGACGCUCUUCAAAAAGUACUUGUCUUGAUCCACGACAUGUUAAAUGAACAUGAAGAACGAAUUGAGUUGUUUCAUCAGGCUGGAGAGAAAGUCGUUGAUUUUCCAUUCGGUCCUUUUCACAAAGCAUUAAGAAUUGGCGAUGAGUUUAUUGGUAUUCAAUCAAGUAAAGUCUUGACAUUGUUAAUAUGUUCUACUUCUCAGCGCGACAUUGAUAUUUAUGAGUUUUUCAGAUGGAUCACGUUUCAACUUCAAAGUCAACAUCAACAUGUAGUUGACUUGAACAUACAAAUUCUAGAUGCCCUAUUCCAUAUUCCCGAAUACAGAAAAGCCUUCUGGAACACAACGCAUGCUAUUGACUCUCUUGCCAAUAUCUUAAAAAAGGCUAAAGAAAAGAAUGUUGGCCCUCAAAAGAUUUAUGAAAUCACAUUUGCAAUCUGGCUCUUGACAUUUGACAAAGAUAUCGCAAAGAAUUUGGACAAGAAAUGUCAAGUUAUUCCAACAUUAGUUGAUUUAGCGAAGUUUGCUGUAAAGGAAAAGGUCAUUCGUGUUGUUAUUGCCACAUUUAAAAAUUUGAUCGAAAAAGCAGUCGCAGAGAACAUGUCUGCUAUGCUUGUUGCUAAGCUAUUACCACUUUGCGACCAUCUUGCUACUCGUAAAUGGAACGAUCAAGAAAUUACAGAUGAUGUUGUUUUUGUUCAAACAAAAUUGCAACAAAACUUUCAAAGCUUAACUACAUUUGAAGUAUAUGCUUCUGAAUUGGAGACUGGUAUGUUACAAUGGAGUCCUUCGCACUCUUCAGAAAACUUUUGGAAACAGAAUGCAACUCGACUUAACGAAAAUAGCCAGUUGUUAUUGAGACAAUUAACUCGUUUGUUGAGUUCAUCAACCGACCCUGUUGUGUUGGCAGUUGCUUGCCAUGAUAUUGGCCAAUAUGUCAAAUACAAUUCUAUUGAUGGAAAAAAACACUUGGAAGCACUUGGAGCUAAACAAAGAGUUAUGGAGCUGAUGACACAUCAAGAUUCUGAUGUUAGAUAUCAAGCUCUUUGUGCUACUCAGAAGUAUUUUGCCAUGACGUCUUGAUAAGACAAAAUGUAAAUUAUGACCAGUCGAUAUGGGUCAAGAAAUCUCACUUUUUUUUCUGGCAAAUAAAGAUCACUUUUGUACACAAUGUAAU